AUAUUCUAUAUCUGAACAAUCAGCGCCUCAAGGCUGUAGAUGAACUGGAUGCAAUUCGAAGAGAAAAACAUCUAUUAUUUAAGAAGUUAGAACAAUUGGAGGCCGAAAAGAAGGCAGAUGUUUGUCAAAGGUCCAGGCACUUUAUGGGAGUUGUUCUUGCGCAUAGACACAAUGGUCCUUUCUGGUAUGAUUAACUCAGAGGAAGCAACUCACCUUAGAAAAGUGAUUGUGAACAGUCAGAUCUCCAUACAUGAUGCAUUUCAUGAGAUACAGCACAAAAAAGACAUUGAACUGCUGUCUGAACUUCAUCAUUUUUCAGAAAAAAUAACUAGAAAAGGUAUGCAUAUUGUGCAUAUUUGUUGUGAAAUGGAGCCAAUUGCCUCAGUUGGAUCCUUGGCAACAUAUGUCACUGGAUUGUCGUGUGCAUUGCAAAGAAAAGGUUAUUUGGUGGAAGUCAUUUUGCCCAAGUAUACAGUAGCAGACAAUGGUGCUCUUCAAGAAUUCCGCAAAACAGAAUUCGAGUUCAAUUCUUAUUUUGGAGGCUGCUGGCAUAAAAACAGAGUAUGGACAGGUGUUCUCUAUGGUAUUGGAGUUACAUUAGUGGAGCCUUUAAACUAUGCAACAUUUUUCAACCGCAAUAACAUAUAUGGCUAUCCUGAUGACUUUGAACGAUUCACAUACUUCUCCCGUGCUUCUAUGGAUUAUUUGGUAAAAACUGGUAAGCAGCCAGAUGUGUUGCAUAUACACAAUUGGGAAACUGCUAUUAUUGGUCCACUUUUUUGGGAUAUAUUUGUUCAUCAGGGACUUGCUGGCACUCGGGUCCUGUGCACUUGUCAUGAUUUAACAUCUCAAUGUCUGGAGCAGCCAGAAAAGCUUGCACUCUCUGGACUUAAUCCUUCUCAACUUCACCGUCCUGAUCGUAUGCAAGAUAAUGACAAGGCAGAUCUUAUCAAUGUUUUAAAGGGCGGAAUUGUAUACUCUAACAAAGUAGUUCUUAUGCCAUCAUUCCUCUCAAAGGACAAGAUUUUCCAUAGUCUAAGCCAUGGGUUGGAACCUACACUAGCCAUUCAUAAGGAAAAAAUGUUGAUUGCACCUUACGGAUAUGAUAGUGCAGUAUGGGAUCCUUCCUUGGACAAAUUUCUUCCUGCAAAGUAUUCAGCAGAUACUAUUGAAGGAAAAGCCACUUGUAAAGAUGCACUUAAACAUCAUCUUGGUUUCCAGCAACCGUCCUCUGCAGUAGUUGGGUGCAUCUACUCAGGAUCUUCAGAUUUUGACCUGCUAAGUCUAAAACUAGCAAUUAUGCAUUGCUUGCGAAGGUCUUGUCAGUGUGUUCUCUUGGGGCCUAAAUUACCAGCUCUCAACACCAUUUUGCAAGCUUUUCAAGAUGAAUCAAUGGAUGAAGAUGUAAAAUUCAUAGCAGACUAUGAUGAAUCUUUAUUGCACUUAGUUCUUGCAGGCACGGAUAUCAUGCUAUGCUGCACAUUUCAUGAUCCUGUGCUACAGAUACCGCUCAAGGCAGUGAAGUAUGGAUCUGCUCCCAUACUAAUGGACUCAGGAAUUGAUGAAUUAAGGAAGUCUGAAUGGCAUGAAGUUGGAUACGGAUCCAGAGAUGACAGGCCUUCUGGGUUGCAUGAGUUUGCAAGUGCAUCAUUUUCACAGUACAUCCUUUCCACUUAUGCAAAUAUGACACUAAGCCAAGCCCUUGAUGAAAUCCUGAACGAGCCGUCAAAGUGGAGUAGGAGGAUCAGGGAAGGUAUGUCCAGAGAUUUUUCAUGGGAUGCUGAGUGUUGUGACAUUCAUUGUGCAGCUUACACAUCCAUAAAGAACUUAUGAGAUGCAGUGCUUCUGCUAGC
Dioscorea cayenensis subsp. rotundata (Guinea yam) is the source of this 1853-nucleotide messenger RNA. RefSeq names its product probable starch synthase 4, chloroplastic/amyloplastic. The transcript has 17 exons. The record is from RefSeq and is a predicted model, not a curated record. Lineage: Eukaryota; Viridiplantae; Streptophyta; Magnoliopsida; Dioscoreales; Dioscoreaceae. Bases 118 to 1833 code for a protein of 571 amino acids.